AUGGAUGUGUCUACUUGUAGCUCAGGCUGCAGCCAGUAUCGUACUGAGAACCAGGAACUUGGAACUUCUUGCUCUGAACCUAAGCACCUUCCAUCUCUGGACCCUGAGCAAUCAGGGCCUCAUGGCUCCCUGCGCAUACUGUGUCAUGCUCUGAAGCAAGCUGUGGAUCUGAAGUCAUCAGACAGAAGAGAAAACUGCAGCCCUAUUGUCAGAAGAGACUUCCCUGAGCUUCCUAGCAUUAGAACAAACUCUGCAAGUCCCAGGGACAGUCCCAAUCAAGGGUACCUCACCACCUCCAAUUCCCAUUAUUCUGCUAAAGGCCUGGAAGGGCAAGUCCCUAGCAAUGAGCAAGAGAUGGGGAUCAGAAAAGGUGAGGAUGAGAAAGACCAGAUGCAAAGUAGAGCUUUGUUGGGAGGUUACAUUGCUGCAAAAGCAUCAAAUGUAAACACUAGUGAGGAUAGUCUGGAGAGUCUCCUGGGCUCUCAGAAGAGCCUUUUCAAACCUUUUCCUGAGGAGACCAGAGAGCCAGUCUUCUCAGCAAGCUCCCCUCGGCGAGCAGAUAAAGAGAAUGCUUUGCAGUGCAGUUCCAAAGCCUCUUUGCACACAGACACCGAAAUAAAUGACCAGGAAGCCAGGCCGAAGGUAGACAGCCAUCUCCAAUCUGCGGGGAAGAGCAAGGGGAGUGGUCACAUGCAUCCUGUUGACAAAACUCAUUUGGAGAAUGCUAAAGACAAUUGGCUGCCUGCUAGCCCUGUGCCAGGGGUGCACCACAAAACCACCAAUGGACACUCGAGGGCCAAGAGCAUCUCAGUCUCCUCCAAAAGCACUCGUAAGAGCAAACGAUCCUCGGGACUAAGAAUAAAUGACUAUGAUAACCAAUGUGACGUUGUGUUUAUCAGCCAGCCUAUUACAGAGUACCACUUUGAGAGCAAGAGGGCUGUGUCUUCUAGAAAGACAGCAAGGAAGAGUACACGUGGCUAUUACUACAAUGGUGAGUGCUGUGAGCUUCCAACUGUUCGCACCUUGGCAAAGGCUUCCCGUGUACAGGAGAGUGGGAGCGCUUCAGCACCAACGGCUGAGGUCCAAACCAGCCCUAUUCAGGCAGCAGCUCACGCUGUGAGCGAAGAUGCUGACGAAAGGUCUUCCCCUGUGGCACUCCCUCAGACAGAUUCCUCUGACAAGAACACUCAGGACAGAGCUGAGCCAUGCCCAUCUGAGAAUCACCUUCUUGAAGCAAAUUCCAUGAAGCAGAGAGAAGCUAGUUCUGCUGAAACACCUGCAGUUGCUCUCUCCCCACUGGCUUGCCCUGAUCUGAAUGCAGAGGAAAGCAGCUUGUCUGUCUCUUCAUUUCCGUCGGCAGUUGUCUCUUCCCCCCAAAUGAGUGAACAGGAGAUGCAAGAGCAAGCUGAUAUGGGCGAUAUCCUGCAGACGUGUAACACCAUGGACUCCUGUAAGAGCAGCAGUCCUUGUGGAGACAGUGGCAGUACAGCCGAUUCUGUGCCACUGUCUGUCUCAGAAACCGCUGAUGGAAAAGAAAACUCUGUGACUUUGGAGAAUAUUCCGGAGCCUUCCAGUAUUGUAAAUCAGGAACCUUCUGUUAGUGUGAAUCUGCCACUGACUGAAGAGCUCACAGCCAGUAUGGACUCGUUACCUCCCUCUGAGGGGUCUGCUACAACUGUAGACUUGCCACCAUCUGUGGAAUCACCUGCUGAUGUGGAACUCCCAUUACACUCCCCUACAGACCUUGCAGAGCCACAAGCAGAGCCUCCUGCUCUUGACAGUCUGGAUGUUUCUUCAGUCCUCCCAGCAGAGGUGCCUUUGGACACAGAGAUGGUGUGUUCUGGGGAGCCUGUUACCAGCUCGAGGGCAGCCUCUCCAGUGGUACUUCCUGCCAGUGUGGUCCCUGAGACUCUUGCUGAUGUAGAUUUGGAAUCCUCAGAGCCCCCUACUGUAGAACCUCUGGAGACAAUAUCUGACAAGGUGAAUCUGGAACUUUCCCAGCUCCAUUCCAGCUCUGAUGCUACAGAGCUCCCUGCCAGCUUGCAAUGUGCUGGUGCAAACGGAAGCAUUAAUACUGAGCCCAGUGUUGAAAGGACUCAGGACUGGGAGGAAGGCCAGGCAGGAAAAAGUGAGAUUGUGUUGCCUGUUGUAGAUAUUGGUGAAAACUGGGAAGCAGAAACAGUAGAAGAUACAAGUGGUUUUAGCAAGAUGGAUGAGAGCAGGGAAGCUGAUGGCAAAGCUCCGCCAGUCUCUGAAUUGUCAGAAACAAGCAGCAAAGGGGCAGUUCCUUCCAAAAUAAGCACAGACAAAAAGCGAAAGAGAGAGAGAAAACCUCAAGUUGCAUCUGAUCGCCGCCUUCGGAGCCAACAGUCCCUGCCUCCCACAGAGGACAGUUCUGAGCCACCCAGCUCAUCCACCUCUCUGCAGGUUCCUCAGCUUCAGAUCAAACUUUCUAAAAGCCCUGGUGCUAAACGUUUCAAGAGGGAGGUACAUCUUGAUGGGGCAGCGUCUGUGAGCUUUCCAAGUGAUUGCUUCCAUGAAACAUUGCUCACUGACAUUGGGAACACCCAUGAGGGUGAAUCUAAGGAGCAGGCAGGGGACAGAAAUGACAUCACAAAGGAGCAGACUGAUAAAAACCUGUUGUCAGUAGAGGCUGCAGUAGAUGAAGGUCAGGAUGGAGAUGACAAGAGUAAGCAAGGGGCUAUGCUUGAAAUCUGUUUAGAGGCAAAUUCUGACAAGAGAAGUGUUCACGUCCCAGCAGAAAUCUCCGAUGAGGGUGAACAAGAGACAAAUAGGAAUCAAGAAGCUCUAAAGAACUCUGACAGUUCUAUGGAAGCUAGAGAGGUGUUGCACACUGACGAUGGGAUCAUUUUUCAACCUUGUCCUGGUAGCAAGAAUGAAAGCAAGAAUGCACCACUAGAGAAAUCUAUGAGAUACAAGAAGCCAGCCCUCCAAUUCUACAACUUGAGACACACCCCUGCCCUUCUUCCUGUGGCUAGUAUCCAGAAAACUACAGCAGGCAAAGUAGUUACAGAAGCAGACUCUAAUGUCGUGGACCAACAGCAAGCUGGGAAUGAAGACCCCAUUGGUUUUAGCAGUAUGGAGGUAUUGUCUGACAACAAACCCAGAUUUGUGGAAUGGUGUGCUGAGGAAGAGAACCAAGAACUCAUCACCAAUUUUAAUGCCCAGUACAUGAAGGUUCAGAAAGGGUGGAUUCAGCUGGAGAAGGAGGCCCCGCCAGCUCCAAAGGUCAAGAACAAGUCUGACAAGCUGAAAGAGAUCUGGAAAAGCAAGAAGAGGACUCGGAAAUUCAAAGGGUCCACUGAGGUCCAGAAGCUCUCCCCUGUUCAGCUGCUGUUCAUGAAGGCAUUUAAUGUAUCCAACAUCUGCAGGUGGUUCAUGGAGACAACUGAAACCAAGUCUCUGGUAAUUGUGAAGAAGUUGAACACACGACUCCCAGGAGACAUCCCCCUCAUCAAGCUUCCGCUCCAGAAGGGCUCCUCUUCUGGCAUCUAUCCAAGCUCCCUUCAAGCUGAACGUCUGAAGAAGCACCUGAAGAAGUUUGCUGCUAUGACUCCAGCAAAAAACACAAUAAAAACCCAAAGACUGUGGGCUAGGCUUCGAGAGGCCACGGAGGAAACUGAACCUGAUCAAGUGGCCACCAGUCCAAAACAGAUGUCCCCCUCUGAUGCAACUUUGGAACAUGCUGUGGAAGCCAAAGCCCAACCCCGUCCAACCACACCAGUGCAGACCAGCUCACGGAUUCUGAGGAAAUGCUCCAACUUGCGAAGCAAGCUUCCUGGCCAGCACAAGGUGGUCAAACAGGAGAAAAAUGACUGUGUAACAAAGCAGCCCUCAUCCGAAAGCAAGCCAAGUAGGAAGAGCCUGUGCAUUAAGCCGCUGAUGUCUCCAAAGCUGGUGCAGCAGGUCAAAACAGCCCCACCUCCUAAUAAAUCCAUUGAAAGUGGAUUAAAGGAAAGGAAAGGGAAAGGCAAGCUGCAGGAGGACUCCCCGUUGAAGGGUGAGCCUCAGCCAAGCAAAAAGAAGUCAUUGAAUGAGAGUGGCAGGGCACAGGGGCAGUCGAACAAGCUUCCUCUUAAAAAGUCCAGUAAACUGAAGCAUUCGGAAGCUUGCGCUACUCGGAAACACACAGCCAUGGAGAGAAGCAGUAAGCACACAUCUCAGAAUGAGAAACUGAAGAAACCACAGCUCGGGAAGAAGCAGCCUCCCACCCAGAAAGGGAAAGCAAACACCAGUCAAAAAGUCUCUCUUCCUUCCAAGCAAGUAGGGCAACUUGCCAAGCCUUCAAAGCAGAAAGUGGUGCAAGACUCCUCUGGCCGGUCUCUGAAAGUGACUGCUAAAAAGGCAAGCAGCGGGAAAGGUCUGACUAGGUCAAUGAAACUAUCUCAGCAGAACAAAAAAGCCCAGAGCAAAAGGAAGCUGGGGGCAAACAAAAACUCUUCACCCUGCAAGCGCAGGAGGCUGGAUGCAAAGUAACAGCCUUGAGUUAAAUGGGGUUGGGGUUGGGGUUGUAGGUCACAGAAAUCCUUCCUCAUGCAUUAAGUAAAUCCAUAUUUGAACCUGGGAGAGCCAGGCAAUGUCUGACGAAAGGCUCACCCCCUCUCCCUGAUUUUAGGAGCCCUCACCUGUGUUGCCUGCAGAGUGGGGCACCGUUCUUCUCCGCUGCUGAGAAGGGAAGUUACUGCUUUUGGAAGUUCCUAGACUUUUAACUGGGAGCUUGGCAGUUUCAGUUCAAAGUACAGUGCCUUAUUUAUCAUUUUAGAAAAUAAAUAAAUAUAGUCUGCGUGAUUUUUAAAGGCUGGCAGUUUAUAGGUAAUGCACAAGCACUUGUACUGUAAUGGAAAGAGAACAACCUUUCAUGCACACCCCAUAGAUUUUGGCAACCCAUCAGCUGGGAUUCACAUGGGAGGAGUCCCCCCCCCCAUUGGCAAUGUAGCAUCCUGGCUUCAUUUAAUUUGAGAGUAGCAUUUUAAAGCCAAAAUCCAAAGCAUUU
Messenger RNA from Gekko japonicus, 5014 nucleotides. RefSeq names its product chromosome unknown open reading frame, human C10orf12. Bases 1 to 4497 code for a protein of 1498 amino acids. Lineage: Eukaryota; Metazoa; Chordata; Lepidosauria; Squamata; Gekkonidae. The transcript has a single exon. The record is from RefSeq and is a predicted model, not a curated record.